Messenger RNA from Caenorhabditis elegans, 3111 nucleotides. RefSeq names its product Dentin sialophosphoprotein-like (gene R09A8.2). The record is from RefSeq and is marked reviewed. NCBI's taxonomy places the organism in Eukaryota, Metazoa, Nematoda, Chromadorea, Rhabditida, Rhabditidae.
AUUUUCAAUGGAGGAUCCCAAACUGGGCUCAAGGCGCAUGACCUUGCGAUCUGCAAGUCGACUGAAUAUUGAAAGAAAUGGGUCAGAUAGUUCUUCUGAUACUCAUUCAAAAAUGCGCUCCAAUGGGUACAGUUCAAUGAAAUUAUGUGACAAUGAAUCAACGUUUUAUUUCAAAUUAAAAUCAAAAGAUUCAAUUGUUUCCAAUGUACCAGAUGUCUGCUCAAAACCUGUGGCUGGUAAUGGAAAAGAGAAGACAACGUCUCCGUGUGAAAUUGGACGAUAUUCGUCAUUUUAUGCGAGAUUUGAAAUUGAUAUGGAUGAUAAAGCUGAACUCAAAAAAUUGAUGAACUCGAUUCCGGAAAACUACAGUAUCCCGAUCCUGCGCAUUGUUCAGUUCGGUGAAUACAACGAUGGAAAAGAGCCCAGAAGUCUUUUGUCUUAUCGCGAAAAGAUGGCGGACGUUGACAAGUUUUCUGAUGAUUUGGUGAUCGAGCUUCUGGAUUUUUUUGUAAUGAUUCGGAGCGAUGUGGAAAUGGCCAAUAAUAAAACUGAGAAAUUGGAAACCAACGCAGAAUAUUAUGGAUUCAAAUCUUAUGAUGAUAGCUUGUAUGAUAUUCAACCAAACACCAAAAGACCUGCUCCAUUGUACAGACCAGAAGAAGUUAUUGCGUUUGAUCCAAAUUGGGGCACUCCAAACUACCCACAUGUGAUUGAAGAAGAUAAAACUAAAAAGCUAGCGAGUGCUUUACAAGAUUAUCGAACUCUGAGAGAUGCUACCCCCGAUAAGACUUUCUAUUUUGGUGAGAUUCCUACAUCUCCAAUAAAUGUGGGAACUCAUGAUGACCAGUUGUGCAACGGUAUGAAUUCAAUUUCUGGAAACACAUUGAACACCAGUUAUGAGGAAACAAGACAGCUGAAAAAUUCCGAUCAUGUGAAACAAAUUGAUCCGCAAAUGAAAGGAAAUUCAGUGGAUGCACAUAAAGGGCUCCAAUUCUCUAUGACUGUUCAAAACUCUUCUUGUUUGUCGAGUGAUGGGAACACAAGCACAGAUGAUCGUGUCAAUGCACAAUGUUUUGCUAGUUCUGGUUUUGUGAAAAGCGAGCGCCGUCGUUUGGAACAGUUGAUGGAGCAGAAACUGAAGGAGAAAAACCAAUGUGAUUACGCAAAGAAAACUCGGAACUCUUCGGCGUUGGACCACGAGUCGUCCUUUGGAUCUUGUCCACUAUCUGAUAUUCAUCCAGAGCAAAGUCACUUUGACAUUUCUCUUCUGGCAGAAAACAAGAAAGUAGAAGAAGUUUCACAGGAAACUGCAGAAAAACAAGAAGACAAACAGAUCUCUGUGACUUCAUUGGCAAGAAUGAUUGAGAGAAGUUCGAUGCCAGCUAAUCCGUACAGUAGUGCAGAUACUCAAAUGGAAGUACAUGGUUUCGACAGUUCUGUUUUUGUAGAGAGCGAAAAGCAAAAUUCGGAGCAGCGUUGUGAGCAGAUAAAGAUUGGUGAAAAAGACCGUGAAGACUCUAAUCGCAUAGUUUCUUUUGAAAUCUCACUGGACGUAGCCUCGGAUGAAAAAAUCAGUUCAUCGACUACAACACCAAAUACAUUGGCAGAAAAAUGCCAAGCAACUCUCCGGAGAGCCGCGUUUCUAUAUCCAGUUUAUCCGAAGACCAAUUCUUCUGCUUGUAUGAAUAGUCAUUCUUCUGUUGAUGUUGGUUACAAUGAACAGGAGCGUCGUCAGUUUGAACAGGCUCUUGAUGAGAAAAAGGAUGCAAAGAACCAUGAGCUAGCGUUGGAUCCCCAAAUCGACUUGUUUGAGUCUACAGACGUCGAAACUAACGAUGAUAGAUCCAUUCAAUUUUCUCGUGUAGACACCGGCUUGUUGAAGGAUUCUAACAAUUCAACAAUGAAUGGAAGAGAAAUAGAAGCCCUUGGAAUCAAGGCUCAAAAUAAUCAAAAAGAGCACCAAUGCACCCCAACCGAGUACAAAUCUCUGCUGGAUAAAUAUACCUACGAAACGGGCCCAUUGAUACCUGAUCUAGAAAUGUUGUUUGGAAAACGGUCAACAUCGACUGAAGCAACGGUUAGCACGAGUUCUCGUCCAUUGGUACCUGAUCUAGGCAUGUUGCUCGGAAAACGUUUCAAAUCUAUUGAAUCGACGGGGAGCACAAGUUCUUGCACGGACGUGCAAAAUAUUGAUGUCAUUGCCUUCGAAGAAACAAAAGCCCAACUUCGAGAAAGCCAUGGACAGAUGAAGGAAAAAGAGCGAUUGCGUAGUUUGGAUGAUCAUGGUUCUAAAGAAUCACUGAGCAAGCGUAUGGAGCAGGAGCGUAUGAAGCAGUUUUGGCAAAAAGAGAAACAUGAGAGCAGCCGUGACGAUGCGAAUGAAAACGCGUCAUUUGUACAUUCAUUGGACGUCGAGUCGAAUGUGGAUUCUUGUUCUUCGACUGGUACUCAAGAAACAUCAGAGAAAAAACGUCAAGAAAACGUUUUAGCUGUUGUUCCUUACAAUCCAAAAAAUAUUUCAACACUUGUUGAAGAUCAAUCUUCCAAUACUUUGAAGCGAAUGCUUGUGGAUACUUCUUCUGAUUUGGGCAAAGACCAACCGCCAAAAAAGAAACGAGUUCCAUCAUCAAUCUCAUUUUCGAACGCCGAAAAGACUAGAAUGGUUUUGACAACUACUUCAAACAUUGGAUCAGGAUCGUCGUCUGGAGAAGAGAUUCUGGAAAAGGAACUGAUUUAGAUCACCUAAUAUCAGGAAAAAUUAGUAAUUCAUGCUAAAUUUCACUGUCUUAUUUUAUAUCAAUUAAUUAUAAUGCUCAAGUCUCCUCUCUCCCAUUAUAUCUUAACGUUUUUUAUUUAAAUAUGUAAUUGUAUUAGGUUUAUAAUUGUAUUAGGUAUAUAAUUGUAUUAGGUUUAUAAUUUUAUUAGGUUUGUAUUAGGUUUUGUUUAUAAUUGUAUUAGGUAACUAAUCGUUUAAUUUAUUUCCAUAAUUAUUGAGAUUUCCAUAGAUUGACCACACUAAUUUUAUACUUAUUUAUUUACCAGCCGUUCGCACGCGUGUGCUCCGACUGGUGUACAGCGCCAUGCAGAUUUGUAUUUCAAUAAAUAGAUAUC